Dermatophagoides pteronyssinus (European house dust mite) is the source of this 552-nucleotide messenger RNA. RefSeq lists its product as uncharacterized. NCBI's taxonomy places the organism in Eukaryota, Metazoa, Arthropoda, Arachnida, Sarcoptiformes, Pyroglyphidae. The record is from RefSeq and is a predicted model, not a curated record.
GAAAAGAAUUUCUUUGAAAAUUGAAAUUCUCUCUCAUUCUAUUCAACGACAUUCAUUUCGAACGAAACAAAUUCGAUUUUCAAAAAUUUUUUUUCUCUUUUUAAAUAAUUUGUGUUUGUGAUUGAUUGAUCGGAUCGGAUUGGAACAUAUUAAUAAUCAUGCACAUCAACAUAUCGGAAGAAUCGGCAUUUGCACCAUACGAAGAUCGUUGGUAUGAACGUGAAGCUGAUGGUUUUCGUACCUGUGGCCGUUGGCGUCGUGGACGGAAAAAUCUUUUCAAUUUAGGAAGAAAAUUCAAUCAAAUGGAUUUUGAACGUCGUAUUAUGGCUGAACGUAAAUUACGUAAUACAUUAAAACGUUUAGAUAAAACAACAGCUGAACCGGUUAUGGAACAAGGUAAUUAUUGUGAACGUAUUAAUUGGAAUCAUGUUUAUCCAAAUUGGUUAAAUUAUCGUGAACUUCAUAUGCAUCAUAAAAUUGUAUUGUAAAACAUCGAUCGAAGAAUAAAAUACCAAAAUUUUUAAUUAAUAAAAUUUAUUUUAUUUAAUUACA